Arabidopsis lyrata subsp. lyrata is the source of this 760-nucleotide messenger RNA. RefSeq lists its product as uncharacterized. The transcript has a single exon. The annotation marks the transcript as partial. NCBI's taxonomy places the organism in Eukaryota, Viridiplantae, Streptophyta, Magnoliopsida, Brassicales, Brassicaceae. The record is from RefSeq and is a predicted model, not a curated record.
UCGGCGUUAACGAACGUUUCGUCGAAAUCACGGAGAGGUAAGAGAAAAUAUUCAAAGGAGAAUAACAGUAGCAGUAGCGGAUCCGUUAAUAGUAACGGUAACAGCAGACGACAGAGAAACGAAGAGACGAAGAACGGAUCUGGUGUCGGUGGAGAGAUCGUGACGUUGCCUCUUCUCCCGGAGACUCCUGAGAAGAAAGAGUCGCCGUUGAAGGCUGUGGCGGUGCCGGAGCUAGGUGCGGCGUCGUUGUGGCUUAACUCUAACAGACGUUAUCAGACGGAGUUAAUGACGGAAACGGUUGUGUCGUCGGUGUUGACGGUGGAGUGUGUAACGGAGAGAUUGAUGGAGGGAGAGUAUGAGUUAGGGUGUACGGACGAUGAGAUUAAGAUGAAUUUAGAGAGAGACACGUGUCCCGGUUUUAUAUCGGACGGUUUAGGGAGAGUCAUUUGGACGAACCGGUCGUACCGGGAAUUGGUGGUUGGGAAAGAUCAUGAGCAGUGUGGUAAGAUGAGUGUGUGGUUAGUGAUGAAGGAGAUGCCUUUGGUAACGUACCGGACUUUUACGUGUAGAAUGAGAUUGCAGUACACGUGUCGUGAUAAGGAGGUGAGUUCGAUUACUUCGUUCUGUGAUGUUUGGAGGAUGAGUGACGGUGGCUUUGCUUGGCGGCUUGAUGUUGAUGCUGCUCUUUGUCUCGGACGGUGAGGUUUUGGGCCGGUGGAUUAGAGAUGAUGUUAGAUUGAUGACAUGAUGAUAUUUAAUA